UAGACAAGAAGAAGAAGAACGCCCAUUUUGCUCAGACUGUACAGGCAAGUGGGCUGAAAUAUCAACAGACAGACAGAAGAGGACAAAGAGCUGCAAUGGACGGAGAUGUUGCAGUUGGUGUGAAGAGAGGCUCAGAUGAGCUCAACAUGUAUGGUAGCAGCCCCAACUCUAUGACCGCUAAUGGCAGUGACAGUAAGAAGCAGCGUCUGGAUGAAUCACCUCCCUCCAGAGUUCUCCACAUCAGGAAACUUCCCAAUGAAGUGUCAGAGACUGAAGUCAUUGCUCUGGGGCUGCCCUUUGGAAAGGUCACCAACAUACUGAUGCUGAAGGGGAAAAAUCAGGCAUUUCUGGAGUUGGGUACAGAGGAAGCAGCCAUUACUAUGGUGAACUACUACACAGCUGUCACACCACAGGUUAGAAACACACCUGUCUUCAUCCAGUACUCCAACCACAAGGAACUCAAAACAGACUCCGCUCUGAACCAGAGGGCCCAGGCAGUGCUACAGGCAGUGUCAGCAGUUCAGGAUGGAAGCUCUCCAUCUUCUGACCCAGGAGUUCUGGACCUCGCUCCUCCCCCCAGCCCUGUCCUGCGAAUUAUUAUUGACAACAUGUUCUAUCCUGUGACACUGGACGUUCUUCAACAGAUCUUUAGUAAAUUUGGGACUGUGAUGAAGAUUAUCACCUUCACCAAGAACAACCAGUUUCAGGCUCUGCUGCAGUUCAGUGAUCCUGUCAAUGCACAACAAGCUAAGCUGUCUUUGGAUGGACAGAACAUCUAUAAUUCAUGCUGUACUCUGCGGAUAGACUUCAGUAAACUGGUCAACCUCAAUGUCAAAUACAACAAUGAUAAGAGUCGAGACUACACCAGACCUGACCUUCCUACUGGAGAUGGAGAGGCAACCAACAAGGAUCAUUCUUUAUUGGGUACCCCAUCUGGAGCGCUAGCUUCCUACUCUAGUGGAGGAAGUUACUCAUCUUCUCUCUCCCUCUCGCAGGGUGGAGGAGCCAUUAGUCCUCUGAGUGCUGCAGCAGCGGCAGCAGCAGCAGCAGGUCGAGUUGCUCUGUCUGGGUCUGGAGUGUCAGGAGUCCUGUUGGCGUCCAACCUAAAUGAAGAGAUGGUCACGCCUCAAAGUCUCUUUACCCUCUUCGGAGUCUAUGGUGAUGUCCAGAGGGUGAAGAUCCUCUACAACAAAAAGGACAGCGCUCUGAUCCAGCUGUCUGAUGGCAACCAGGCUCAGCUGGCUAUGAGUCACCUGAAUGGUCAAAAGGUGUUUGGUAAAGUGAUGAGAGUGACGCUGUCCAAACAUCAAACUGUGGCUCUGCCCAGAGAAGGACUGGAUGACCAGCUGCUAACUAAAGAUUUCUCUGGCUCUCCACUCCAUCGCUUUAAGAAACCAGGAUCCAAGAACUUCCAGAAUAUCUUUCCUCCCUCUGCAACACUUCAUCUCUCCAAUAUCAGGGAUGGUGUUGGAGAGGAUGAUCUGCGUCUUCUGUUCUCUAACAGUGGAGGAACAGUCAAGGCCUUCAAGUUCUUCCAGGACCGUAAGAUGGCCUUGAUCCAGAUGUCCUCAGUAGAGGAGGCAAUCCAGGCUCUGAUGGAUCUUCACAACUAUGACAUGGGAGGGAAUCACCAUCUAAAAGUUUCCUUUUCAAAGUCCACCAUCUAACCCUCACAGCGACUCCUAAACCUUAAGAUCCAGACGAGUGAGGAAGUCUCUUUAGUUUCCUCCUCUCACCAUGUUCUGUUCAACUCCUCUGCACAAACCCUCAAACCUUAAACGAUGUAGUACAUCACACAUAAUGUGAUUCAUUGUCCAACAUGUAAAAUGAAAAACAAUUACACGUCAGGAAGUUUCUGUUUAAAUAUACAGAAUUCCAUAAAGUCUUGACCAAUAGAAACAGUACUUACCCCCCCCUCAGUCAGGUUGUAAAGUUCACAGAUUCCUGCUUUUACCCUUAAAACAUCUGGAGAGCAACUAAGCACCAGCUGAUGUCAUCUGUCCUGAC
Messenger RNA from Lates calcarifer (barramundi perch), 2007 nucleotides. RefSeq names its product polypyrimidine tract-binding protein 2. The record is from RefSeq and is a predicted model, not a curated record. The coding region runs from base 96 to 1667 and encodes 523 amino acids. The transcript is spliced from 17 exons. Gene Ontology annotation, biological process: mRNA processing; regulation of RNA splicing. Lineage: Eukaryota; Metazoa; Chordata; Actinopteri; Centropomidae. Gene Ontology annotation, cellular component: nucleus. Gene Ontology annotation, molecular function: mRNA binding.